GCCUGACUCACUUCGCUUCUCGAUAUUGACUCCUUCGCCUGUUUCUCCUUCCAUAUAGCCCCUCUUCUUCGUUCCUUUCCGUCACUCCUUUUCGAAUCGUCUGCAACCAUCCCAUUGAUGGUCUUUCGUUUCUCUUUGUCGCGCCAACUACUUUGCACAGCCUCUCCACUCUUACCCUCAUCAAGACACAGUUUCAAGAAAGCGCCUGUACAUUCCAUCUGGAGGGCCACAAUGGCUACUCCGGCGCGCACGCAACCGCCGUGGAAACAGCCCGAAUCAUCAGUUCCUGCGAAGCUGAAGGUCUGGAACUCCUUAACGCGCACCAAGAAUGACUUCAUCCCCGUGGAUCCCGAGGGGAAAGCUGUGAAAUGGUACAGCUGCGGUCCGACUGUCUACGAUGACGCACAUCUUGGACAUGCCCGCAACUAUGUCACCAUUGAUAUUCUCCGCCGCAUUCUGGCGGGUUACUUCGGAUUCGACUUGAAAUUCGUCCAGAAUGUGACGGACGUGGACGACAAAAUCAUCCUGAGGGGGCGGCAACAGCAUCUCUUGGCGGAAUACAAAGCUAAAAACCCCACAAUAACCGGAGAGGUUACCGAUACGACUGUGAAGGCAUUCGAUGCCUAUAUCAAGAAGAAUCUGCCACUCCUGAGCCCUGACCUGAAACCAGAGGACUUCAACAAAGAAUCGGCCGAGAAGUAUGCUGCCGUGAUCGCAGGAAAGUCUCUCGACGGAACAGGACCCCCAACGGACAAAGAGGCCAAAAUCAAAAUGCAUCUGCGUACCGCUGGACAGGCCGCGACUUCAUUACUAGCUCCAUCGAAAGAGACGCCAGAAGAUAUCGCCGUUUUCUAUGCCGGAGCAGAAGACGUCUUACUGCCAUAUUUGGACUUGUUAUAUGGCUCGUCGAUCAAUGCUAGUGACCAUAGCAUUUUCACGAAGCUCACGAAGAAGUACGAGGCAAGGUUCAACGAGGAUAUGCGGGCCUUGAACGUCAUGGACCCCGAUGUGGUGACGCGAGUCACUGAGUUCGGCCCUCAGAUCGUGAACUUCGUGCAGAAGAUUGUCGAGAACGGCUAUGCGUACCAGACCUCAGACGGAUCAGUGUACUUCGACAUCGAGGCUUUCGAAAACACUCCCGGAAAUGCCUACGCACGCCUUGAACCGUGGAAUCGCAACGACAAAGACCUCCAAGCAGAUGGAGAAGGAGCUCUAACGAAGAAGUCUGCAGAGAAACACAGCGACAGCGACUUUGCCCUGUGGAAAGCAAGCAAACCCGGAGAGCCGGCUUGGCAGUCACCCUGGGGUCCUGGACGUCCCGGGUGGCAUAUAGAGUGCUCUGUGAUGGCGAGUAGUGUGCUUGGUGAGCAGAUGGAUAUCCAUUCCGGGGGUAUUGAUCUGUGCUUUCCCCAUCACGAUAACGAGCUUGCACAGAGUGAAGGCUACUGGACGAAAGCCGGCGGCCACCAGUGGGUGAAUUACUUCUUGCAUAUGGGUCAUCUAUCGAUCUCGGGCUCGAAGAUGUCAAAGUCUCUGAAGAACUUCACAACGAUUCGAGAAGCAUUGGCUCGAAAAGACUGGACCGCCCGAAGUCUUCGCAUAGUCUUCCUUCUCGGUCCGUGGCAUGACAGCAUCGAGAUUACGGACGACAUGCGAAAAGCCGCGUCUUCAUUCGAGUCGUACAUCUCCAACUUCUUCUAUAAAAUCCUCGACUUGGAUGUUCAUCCUUCUACCUCUUCCUCAGAGGCGGAGGAUAAGAAGAUGAGACAGGCGUUCGAAUCGGCAAAAUCAAAGCUACACGAGGCGCUCGCAGAUUCGUUCGACACACCUACAGCUAUGCGCGCUAUUUCUGGGCUGAUCACGGACUACAAUUCUGCAGCCAAGAGUGGCAUUUCGGACGACGUGUCGAAGGAGAUUGCACGAUGGAUUACACAGAUCCUUCGCAUCUUCGGCUGCGACGGAUCAGCAGACCCCAACGACAAUGGAAUCGGGUGGUCAGGGGUCGAGAUCCCGGCGGAAGCCCGUGAGUUUGUUCAUGCUGCCUCGCGCGAACGCGACGAGAUCCGCCAGCAUGCUAUAGCGGGCGACCUAUCCGAAGAAGUCCUCACAUCCAUCAUCUCCAAGGACAAGCCAGCCCAGCUACAAGACGCGACCGCUGUUCCAUAUGCCGAAGUCCUAUCGACGUUCCAGGAGAACCUGAAAGGUCUUGCAGAGAGGAAGGCGCCUGCAAAGGAUUUCCUGGCACUCUGCGACCGGCUGCGCGACCUGGAUCUUUGGGACCUAGGUAUCUACCUCGAAGAUCGAGAGAACGCGCCGGCCAUGGUUCGUCCAGUAGAUGCCGAACUGCGAGCGGCUCGAGAGCAGAAGGAAGCUAUUGCUCGCCAGAAGCAAGAGGCGAAGCUGAGGCGAGAGCGGGAAGAGGCGGAAAAGAAGGUGAAGCUUGCGGAGCAGGCUAAGAUUAGCCCUAAGGAUAUGUUCAGGACGGAAGAGUACAGCGCCUGGGAUGACGAUGGCUUGCCGACCAAGGACAAGGAAGGCGCGGAUGUGGCGAAGGGCAGGACAAAGAAGAUGAAGAAGGAGUGGGAAAAGCAGAAGAAGCUGCAUGAGGAGUAUCUGAAGGGUCUGGGCGGCUCAUGAGCUUCUUUGACGUCUUUGAUAGAGUAGGUUGAAUGGGAUUGGGCGCCUUUUAUCGAACCAUUCGUAGACGCUUAUGGCGGUGCGAGGGGCGGUUUAUGUACAAGGUAUUCUAUAGGCCGCGGAUUACAUGUGUAAGGAUGAAACUCCAAAUGCAUAUCUCUGUAGCUGGCUUCCACGUUAUGGUUCACAAGCCGAGAUAAUGUGGAUCGCGCUGGAAGAGCCGCUGUGGCGCUGUACUGCAACCAUCCAUUCGCUAUACGGUGCCAUUUCCUU
Trematosphaeria pertusa is the source of this 2910-nucleotide messenger RNA. RefSeq lists its product as uncharacterized. The transcript is spliced from 3 exons. Gene Ontology annotation, biological process: cysteinyl-tRNA aminoacylation. NCBI's taxonomy places the organism in Eukaryota, Fungi, Ascomycota, Dothideomycetes, Pleosporales, Trematosphaeriaceae. Gene Ontology annotation, molecular function: ATP binding; cysteine-tRNA ligase activity. Bases 118 to 2637 code for a protein of 839 amino acids. The record is from RefSeq and is a predicted model, not a curated record. Gene Ontology annotation, cellular component: cytoplasm.